GUGAAGCUAGGAGGUUUGUCUUUUGGAGGCAUUCAUCUUAAUCCCGUUGCUUACUACUUGCAUGUGACUGGCAGCAAAAGCAUUGCUUUAAAAACUUAUUUCCUGUCACUUCAAAUGGAUACUUUCCCUGUGCUGGGCAAUUCCCUUUGCAGCUUCACUGCAUUGGGUCUCUGAACUGUAACUAACUUUUCUCACUCCAGCUUCUGCUGUCUUGCUUUGUGAAGCCUUCAGCAGCUUUUUCCAUCUAUGGCUUUGUCCUAAAUGUUCCCAAGAUUUGGCAAGGUGCUCAUAUUGCACAAAAGGAUCAUCUGGCAUAUAGUGAUCUAUUGCUGUGCUUAAUGCUGUGCUGUGCAAGGGACACUUUGAGAUUCUCAACGAACGCAGAAUCAGAUCUGCCUGGAGUCUUAAUAAAGAGAAGUCUUGCUUACUGGCAAUGGUUUUGAUAGCUAUGAGCUGUGACAGCUUGCUUUCAAGAUAACCUGCCUCUUCAGCCAUUCCUUGAGACUGCUUCUCCAAAUCCUUUUCUUAAGGGAUUUAAAAUGUUAGUUUAUCUUUAGCUCUGCAUCAAAAAUGUUCUUAAACAUCUGGUGUCUGCUCUGAAACAGGGCCCUAGCAUUCCUUGUGCUUCACAGUCACACCACUGACCACCAGUCUUAUCCCUCUCAAGCUCAUGAUGAUGGACACCAGAUAGGCACAUGCAGCAAACAGGUAGAUCAGGUUGGUCAGAAGAUCUAGCAGUGCCCAGGCUGCCAUACAGUUCUUGAUGUGCUGUGGAAAAAAAAGGAGAUUUUUGAGGAGUUACAACCUCUCUGCAGUGAGAAGUGAGUUAGCCUUAUUGAGAUUAAUAUCAAUAACCUCCCAGCUUUCUUUAAUGCACAAGGCUCCUCUUUGGUUUCACCUUCUGAGCCACUUCCCAUUUUGGUCACGUUAAAAACAGGAAGGCUGUCUGGGGUUUAUUUUGAGGGAUAUCUGCAGUUCCUUGCAAGAGGAAGACUUACAAGCUGACUCAUAGCUUUGAAGGCCCAACAGAAUUUUGGGAUGCAUUCUUAAUAGGUCAUAAUGUUUUGCAAGAAAACAGUCAUUUACACAAGAAAUUAUCAAUAGGUGAACUGUUCCCUCCCUUCUAUCUCUUGUGACAGGUAAACCCACCUGCAUGUGAACCCAUCCCUUUGCAAAUGGGGAGGCUUUGCAGGGCUGUCUUCUGAGAAAACAGAAACCUUUCAUAAACAUCAGUGAAGGAAUAGCUGCAGUUUCUCUUCUCUGACUGCUUAGGAUGUAUGAGCCAUGGAGACCCUGAAGUCCCAGCCAUGCUAUGAAGAAGUCACCAGCAGUUCUCAUGACUUUUCAUGCAGGGCUAUGGAUGCUCAAACCCUCUCCUAAUUAAUUUGGUCAAAGUUGCUUGGCUCCUGCCAGGGUUGGGAGAUGAAUCCAGAUCUUGUUGCUUCCAAAUUCCUCCUCCUCUACUUGAGCACACUUUGUGUGGUCAUUGCUCUCUAUGGCCUCACUACUAAGCUCCAAAUACUUCCCAAUGCAGUGAUCUGUCUCGCUGCUUCACGUCUGGUUUGUAUGGUUCCCAAUUCCCUAUAAAGCCAUUUUCCUCAGGGCUAUAGGUGGAAGCAAGACUUUCUUGUUCCUCAAAUGCUUUGUACAUUUUGUUUUAUGGUUGUUUUUUCCCUCUGCUUUUUUCAAAGCAUGCUCUGAAGCUGAAGCCAGUAUGGGGAGCUAUAUCUGUGCCUCAGUUGAAUCCUGUCUUUUCAUCUCUUCAUGACCCCACUUGCAAAUGAGCAUACUUUCCGUUGCCUCUGUAGCUAGCAAAAGAAGUCUUUGAAAUGUGACAAGCGAAAAGGCUCAGACAAAGAGCAGAUGCUUUAUGUAAGUCUGCAUAAGCUGCAAAGAGCUAUUUCUGAAGCGAUGCAGCUGGCACAUUUCUCAGCUGGAGUGUUCCUGUGGCUAGCUAUCAGCUUUUUACUUCUUUGCUCUGUUUAAGAACUUUAAUUUGUUAAAUGACUUAAAAGAAAAUAAAAUAGGGGAAAAAAGAAAAAAAAGGCAUUUCAAAAGAAAACUGUUCCACUUCACAACCUCACAUCUGCUUCAGCAGCGUGAAUAAAAGUGGGGCCAGACAGGACUUGGUAAAGCUUCAGGAAAGCAAGUGCACGUGCUUCACAGCUGGCACCUAACUGUUACCAAAAUCUGAGUGCAAAGAGCACUUGCUUUCAGUUCAGAUCCAUGAGAUGUGGAGUGCUACAGCAUUUAUGGACUGUGAGAGUGUUGGUCAAAUGUUGUUAAACACAGGGAGUCCUUGGAGAAAGAGAGAUGGAGGUAGCUAGAAAGUGUCUGUAUGAUUUGUUGCACUCUUUUCUGAGAAUGUUUGGGAAAUUUACAGUUUCUGGGCAAAGAGAUCUGUCUCUGAAAUGGCUUUCUCCUUCCCCGCCCCUAAAGGAUUUGCCAUGCAGUUAGUUGAUUCUUCUGAUUCCUCAGCAUUUGCUACUUCAGCUCGUUUAGCACGUGUAAUAACAACACACUGCAUCUGAGUAAUACUUGUUACACAGAGCUCUGAUAGUAGAAACUAUGUGGGAGUAAUUCUGUGUGAGUCUGGUCGAGCUGAGGGUGAGCAGUACAGAGAACCAAGGGCUCAGCAGAAAACAAAGAGUUGUUGGUAGAGGGGAGAAGAGACGUGCAGAAUCCCUUGAAGUACCCUGGGCAUCCUGCCAUAAAAUGUCAAAGCCAUAAAAUGACACCAACAAUGUACAAAAUAAAAGGGAAACACCUUGUGCUCUGCGUGUGUGUGUGCAUGGGGGGAUCUCUUGCAUUAAAAAAUUUCUAUGAAGGGCAUUUGAGAGCUGACAUCUCUCUUAAAUCCCUGCUAUGAGUUCACGUGAGACAAUUUGCACAUUGCGGUGUGAUGCAGCACAUCUGUGCAGCAGGCACCAAAGGACAAGGUGGCCAGUACAAACAUAGACCCUCACAGCCUUUCCUGACAGAUGCUAUGUAUUCUAGAAGUAUUGAUGGACAGAAAUGGAGCCACUGCUAAAAAUGGCCUUUCAGGAACAUAAGUUUACCUUUCAGCAGGUCUUUGCAUCUGAAGUUUUAUUACAGUGUCACUGGUGUACGCCUUGAAACCUCAGUUAGGAAAUCCACAAUAGAGUCACUUUUUCUCAGCGAGACAUGCAGAUCUGGAGAAGCAUCAGAGGAAGAGAGCAGCCUUUGCCUGGUAUCUCCACUCCUUCCUUCACCUUAAAGCUGGGAACGAUGAGGUUGCUCCUAUAUCUACUCUUCCUAAUGAUGGUCAAGUCCUUGAGGAGCUUUAAUGUUGACACUGGCAAGACAUGGAUCACACCACACACAGCCUCUUUGUUGUGGCCCUCUGUUCUUCAGCACUGGGAUGGAAACACGGCCAUGAUUUUGGCUACUUCCUCAGUAGACAAGGGGCUGGGCAGGCUGAGGAAGUGCACCAUUUUGCAGGAGGAGAUCCAGUGCCAGGAGAUACCUCUGCGAGGAAAUAUUAAAGGCUCCAAAAACGUCCAGGAUGGCGGCAUAGCUAUUGACAGGAAUUCAGAUUGGAUCCUGGCUUGCCUGCAGAAGAAGCACCACCGAGCCUUCACUACCACCGAGGACAUGAAUGGAGUCUGUACUCUGCUCACCACCGACCUGCACAGCACAGCCUUCCUCAACCUCACCAAGAUGGUUGAGACCAAAUUAAAAGGCAUUCAAAGUAGAACCAGCAACAAGAAGAUUGCUGAAGGGAGCAGCUCUGUCAGCACAGACACCACCAGCAGUGCUUGUGGUGAGCUCUUUGGUAGCACACAAAACAGCUCUGUGUGCAAAGAAGUGGGAACAGAGAUUGCUGUCAUUCUGGCUGGAUCAGAGAACACCAAGCCAGACGAUUUCCAAAAUGCCAAGACCUCUGUCCUCAAUCUGAUGAAGUCAUUGUGGCAGAAAUGCUCAAAGAUCAGGUUUGCUGUGGUGCAGGGUGGAGCACAGAUCCAAACUGAACUGAGCCUGCAAGAGAGCUGCAACAGGCUAACUGCUUUCUUCAAAGUCAGGAACAUCAAGCAGCAGAGCUCACAGACUGACAUCGCAGCCACACUGCAGCAUGUGUUGAAUAAAGUCUUUGAAAGCCAUGACUUCAGCCAGACUGUUAACAAGAUAAUCAUUGUCAUGGCAUCUGGGCAAGUGCUUCUGGAAAACCAUAGGUUGGGAAAUCUCAUGAACUCCUUGGACAUGGCUAGGGUCAAACUCUAUGCUCCUGGGAUUGGAGAGUUCACAAGCAACCAGUGGGUCCCAGAAGAGCUGCAGAAAGUUAGAGGCGACAGGUUCAUUCUGUCCACACAUGAAGAUUUUGACAGUUUCCUUUCAGAGCUGGAGAGAGAGACUCUGAGAGAUUCAGCUGAAAAUACUCCAGCUGAAGCACCAGGGCACAGAAAACCUAAUAACAGUGGGGACAGCAGGCUCCCGUCUUGGAUGGAGGAGGACGAAGAGGAGGAGGAGGAAGAUGGCUUGUCUUCUGGAACUGAGAUUGCUUUUGUCCUGGAUGGAUCAGGGAGCAUUGAGCCCGAGGAUUUUGAAAGAGCAAAAGGAUUCAUCCAUAAGAUGAUGAAAAUGCUGUAUGAGAAGUGCUUUCAGUGCAAUUUUGCAGUGGUGCAGUAUGGGUUUGAAAUCAGAACGGAGUUCGACCUGCGAGAAAACUGGAAUCCUCAUGCCACCCUCCAGAAAGUACUUGAUAUUGUGCAGGUGUGCAAUGUGACAAAAACAGCAUCUGCCAUGCAGUAUGUCCUGGAUUCUAUCUUCACUGAAAGUCAUGGGUCCCACAAGGAUGCAGCCAAGGUCAUGAUUGUGCUUACAGAUGGGGAAAUACUCCUGGAUGAAAUGAACUUGACAACUGUUAUAAAUUCACCCAAAAUGGCAGGAAUCAAGCGUUAUGCUAUUGGAGUGGGAGACGCCUUCAAAAAACCAAAGGCCCUAAACGAAUUGCGGCUAAUUGCCUCUGGUCCAGAUGACACUAAUGUAUUUCAGGUGACCAAUUAUUCAGCAUUAGAUGGGCUGAUUUCAACCCUGCAGCAGAGUAUUAUUGGCAUAGAAGGUACACAGGGUGAUGCUCUGGAAUAUGAACUUGCACAAGCUGGUUUCAAUGUGCAGAUCUUGGAUAAGCAAGUCUUAAUCUUUGGUGCAGUGGGGGCCUUUGACUGGUCUGGUGGAAUUCUGCUGUAUGAUCUGGCAACCAAGACUGCUGUUUUCCUGAAUGAAUCUAAAGAAGCAGCCCAACAAGCAAAAUACGGUUACCUAGGGUACAGCGUGGCAGUGGUACACACAGAAUAUGGACCCUUGUACGUGGCUGGAGCUCCACGGCACAGCAUGAGCGGGAAGGUGUUGGUGUUUCAGGAUGGCCACUUAAAACAAACCCUGCAAGGAGAACAGGUUGGAUCUUAUUUUGGAUCUGAGCUCUGCCCAGUUGAUGUGAACCGUGAUGGGGUGACAGAUCUUCUCCUUGUUGGAGCUCCAUUUUACCACAUUCGAGGGGAAGAAGGAAGGGUUUACGUCUAUCGCCUGGAGACAGAGACUGGAUCAUUCACCUUGAAAGAACACUUAAAUGUGCAAGUGACCUCUCCUUUUGCAAGGUUUGGGUUUACUGUGGCCAGCAUUGGAGACAUCAAUGGGGAUGGAUAUGAGGAUAUUGCAGUUGGAGCCCCCCUUGAAGAUCAGCUUUCAUACGCUUCCUCUUUCGGCAGCAUUUACAUCUUUAAUGGGGAUAAAGACAGGAUCAAGAGCUCUUUUUCUCAAAGAGUAAAAGCCUCAGAAAUUUCUUCAGGACUCCAGUAUUUUGGACAAUCCAUUGAUGGUGGCUUUGAUUUCACUAAUGAUGGUCUCCAAGACAUCACAGUAGGAUCACUGGAGAACGUGAUUGUGCUACGCUCGAGACCAGUUGUCCACUUUCUCACCAGCAUGAGAUUCAACCCUGACAGAAUCCUCAUUUUCCAAAAUAACAGCCUUGUCACAGCACAACUAUGUUUCAAUGCAAUCUCGGCUCUACCGAUGUCUCAACAAGAGUUUUCACAGUUGUACAUUUUCUACACGGUGGACUUAGAUGUGAAAAUGGCAAAGAGGAGAGUACAGUUUGAAGAUCAGAAUACCACAACAAGUGGGAAGCUGUUGGUCAGCGAGCACAUGUGCUCUGAACUGCAGCUUUACCCGCUGCCAUGUGACUCUGACUGUUUUACCAGUGUGUUUCUGAGAGUUAAACACGACGUCUUGAACAAAAAUGAUCCCAUGGAGUUUGCUGUCCCUGUGCUGGAUAGAUACCAGCCAUCAGAAAUGCAUUUUCAGUUGCCUUACAAGGAGGACUGCAACAAGACCAUCUGCGCUGCUCAGUUAACUUUGACAACUGAGAUUCAAAAGGAAUUAGUGGUGGGCUACACUAAAGAAGUGAGCAUGAAGGUUUCACUAAUGAACAGUGGAGAUAACUCAUACAUGACAACUAUGGUCUUGAAUUACCCCAAAACCUUGCAUUUUAAGAAGGUGACAUUUGAGCCAACCUCUCCUGCUGUUCACUGUGGCCAACCAGUACCAUUAACUUCUGCAGUCUUAUCCUGUAACUGCAGAAUUGGGUAUCCAGUGUUCAAGAAGACAACUGCAGAUUUUUCAGUGAUCUGGCAACUAGAGGAAAGCAUAUUCCAAAACAAGUCUUCGAUCACUGUGAAUAUCACAAACAUAAAUGAAAAUAGGACCAUUCUGACUGAAGAACACAUCCUUGAUGUCAGAUAUGCAUUCACUGCAGUCCUUACCAGACCCGUUUCUUCAAUGUAUGUGAACGUUGGUGAAGGACUACUUGAAAACAAAGAAUUCAGAUUUAAUAUAAAUGGAGAAAAUCGCUUUAAUGCUACCAUCAAGUUACAGAUUUGUGUUCCCAUAAAUAUACAAGGUCACAACAUAAUGACAGUCAAAAAUGCAUCAGGAACACAGGAGGGGACGGCGUGCGCGGUCAGCGGGGAGACGGCACCGGCAGCGUGGGGGGAGAGCGGCGGCACGGACCCCCAGGGUAUUCGGGAUGUGCAGUAUCAGAGCGUGCACUGCUCUCUCCAAAGUGACGGCGACAACAUUACCGUGAUAGCGGAACUGUCUUUAAGCAAUGCGCACCAGUUUUUAAAAAGUGGAAGUGCUUUGCUGGUCCCUGGGAAAAUCACCUUCAACAAAGAACGGUAUCUGGGCCUGGAAGAAGAGAAUCAUAAUGCUGAGAUUACUCUUAUCUUCCUGAAAGACGAAGUGUUUGAUCCCUUGCCUAUUAUUGUAAGAAGCUGCUUUGGUGGACUUUUCCUGCUGGUGUUCAUUAUUCUGCUCCUCUGGAAGUGUGGCUUUUUCAAAAGAAAAUAUAGAGCUAUGGUGGAGCAAGAGGAUACGUCCUGAAGACUGAACUGGCCAAAGCAGACAGCUCUGUAUGCUUUCCCCAGCUUUUGGAAAAAAAAAGUCUCUGGCAAAGUCAAAGUCUGGCUAAGAUGCAAAGCAAUCCAUAUUCCCUGGAAGAGCUAUGGCACUCCAGAUCUUGGCACUCUCCCAUAUUGCUGUUCUAACCAUAGGGGCCCAGCUCUUUUGGGCAAUUCGGUUACCAGCUUGUUUAAUUUGAGGUAUUUAUCACAGAGGUAUUGACAAACUUGAUUCCCCAUGAGAAAUUUUGCUUAUUGUAGAUACACUAGGAAAAAAUCAUCUUGGAGCUUGUUAGAUUUAUGUAUUGGAUUGCAGACUUAGUUGCUGUGAUGCUGAGUGGCUCUUGAUUUUGGUAUUGAGUAGCUUCAUAAAAUUGAAAUGAAAAUUGAUUAGGGGAAGCUUUCCAUCCUGCUAUUGCUAUUGAAAAUGGAGACACAAGCAUUUUACAUAUACAUGUAUAUAUAUAUGCACAAAUUUGUGCAUUUUAAUACUGUAAAUAGUAACACAGUAUGUCCCUUGAUGUCUGGUUCUUGGAA
Pezoporus occidentalis (night parrot) is the source of this 7952-nucleotide messenger RNA. It is a transcript of the gene ITGAE, whose product is annotated as integrin subunit alpha E. NCBI's taxonomy places the organism in Eukaryota, Metazoa, Chordata, Aves, Psittaciformes, Psittacidae. The coding region runs from base 3166 to 7398 and encodes 1410 amino acids. Gene Ontology annotation, molecular function: integrin binding. Gene Ontology annotation, cellular component: integrin complex; external side of plasma membrane. The record is from RefSeq and is a predicted model, not a curated record. Gene Ontology annotation, biological process: cell-matrix adhesion; integrin-mediated signaling pathway; cell-cell adhesion. The transcript is spliced from 36 exons.